Megalobrama amblycephala (Wuchang bream) is the source of this 4388-nucleotide messenger RNA. RefSeq names its product RAB11 binding and LisH domain, coiled-coil and HEAT repeat containing (gene relch). The record is from RefSeq and is a predicted model, not a curated record. Lineage: Eukaryota; Metazoa; Chordata; Actinopteri; Cypriniformes; Xenocyprididae. The coding region runs from base 231 to 3893 and encodes 1220 amino acids. Gene Ontology annotation, molecular function: protein binding. Gene Ontology annotation, cellular component: trans-Golgi network; recycling endosome. Gene Ontology annotation, biological process: intracellular cholesterol transport. The transcript is spliced from 31 exons.
UGGAUCUUCACAAGUCUACUCGGCAGAUCCCGGUUACGCGAGGUGCAUGACGUAAUUUCCGCUCGUGUCUUGCAGGGAGGAGGCGGGUGCUGAAAUGACAUUCGGCCCCACCAACCAUAGCAUAUUUCUUGAAGCCCCGUUGAUUAGGAGCAAUAAAGCGCUCUUGACAUCCGUCCAGGAAGACGGAGACGUAUAUUAGCCAGAUAGCUGGCUGAACACCUAACGGCAAAAUGGCGGCGGGUAAUGUCAACCCGUUUAACGUGAGUGAUUCGGAGGAGGAAGCGGAGCAGAGGCAGGAUGGCGCGGACACCGAGCGCAGCCCGAGUGAUGAAGCCCAAGGCCACAGCCUCGGUCCCUUCUCCCCUCCCGCGUACUCCGAGCCAGCCAUUCUGCUGUCCAGCAACCGAACCAGCCCGAGUGUGGAUGGUAUACCAGCGUCGGCCGCUGCGGUUGCUGGAAUCGGAGUAGGAAGCGCAGAGACGCGGGUGUCGCUGGAUGCGAUCGCCGCGCAGCUGCUCCGGGAUCAGUACAUCCUCACGGCCCUGGAGCUGCACACCGAGCUCCUGGAAGCCGGACGCGAGCUGCCUCGCCUGCGGGAUUAUUUCUCCAAUCCAGGCAACUUCGAAAGGCAAAGCGGAACUCCACCCGCAUGCAAAGAGCAAGGUGUUGGUCCUGGAGGUCCACUUACUGCGCAGGUGCAGGAUAGAAAGAGGAGAAAAAGAGAGGCUCAUACAAGGGAUCGAGCUGGCAGCAUCAGUACGUUGGACUCCUUGGAUUUCGCACGUUAUUCAGAUGAUGGCAACAGGGAGUCGGACGAAAGAGUGGCAGUUCUGGAGUUUGAACUGCGGAAAGCCAAGGAGACCAUUCAGGCUCUUCGUGCCAACUUGACUCAGGCUGCAGAAUGCGAGAAUCCCUCUCAAGAGAGAAAAAACUACAAAUCCAGUCCUGAAAUUCAGGAACCUAUUCGCCCUCUUGAAAAAAGAGCCUUAAAUUUUUUAGUUAAUGAAUAUUUAUUGAAAAAUGAAUACAAGUUAACGUCCAUCACAUUCUCAGAUGAAAAUGAUGAUCAGGAUUUUGAGUUGUGGGAUGAUGUGGGUCUAAACAUUCCCAAACCUCCAGACCUACUGCAUCUCUAUAGGAACUGUGGGAAUAGCCUGACUUUGCAUCGGGAUACAGUGGAUGUGGCGGUCAGUGUGGACCCAAGUGACUUGCCUGGAGACUAUUUUACCCAGGAACCUGUGCAGCAAACUGAGGCCAUACAGCAGCAGCAGCAGCAGCAGCAGGAAGUGGUUCAGGAGCUGGAAUAUCAGAUCAGCCUGCUGAACAGUGAGAAACAGAGUCUGGCUGAACAGAUUAAGAAGCUCCAGAGUGAUAUCCAGGCGCUUCAGAGGAACGUUUCAUCAGAACCCACAACUGUAGUGAAGUCGACUCCAUCUAAAGACCCUCUAUGUGAUAAACCUCACCUAGACAAUGGACAGUAUUUGGACAUACGAGGGGUCACAGAAACAGACGGCCCCCUGGAUGCCAACACUACAAAGACCUCAACCACUACAACUACUACUACUGACUGCACUGAAAGCACCACUACUGCUACACAACCUCACAACAAACUAAAGUCUCAGAGUCAGCAGGGUAAAACCGCUGUGAAAUUCGACCAGCCCAACAGAAAGCUGUCUCCGGUCUUCCACCAAGCACUUUUGUCCUUCUGUCGAAUGUCUGCUGACAGUAGGCUGGGCUCAGAGGUGUCUCGAAUCGCCGACAGUGAGCAGAGCGUCAUGCUCAUGUUGGGCCGCUGCCUGCCACACAUCGUACCCAACGUCCUGCUGGCCAAGCGAGAGAGAAUGGUUGUGCACCUCUGUCAGGAGUUGAUUCCUCUCAUUCUGUGUACGGCCUGCCUGCAUCCCGAGCCCAAAGAAAGAGACCAGCUACUGCACAUCCUCUUUAAUCUUAUCAAGAGACCUGAUGAUGAGCAGAGGCAGAUGAUUCUGACCGGGUGUGUGGCCUUCGCUCGCCAUGUGGGUCCCACUCGGGUGGAAGCCGAACUCCUGCCGCAGUGCUGGGAACAGAUCAACCACAAGUAUCCAGAGAGAAGACUUCUGGUGGCGGAAGCAUGUGGAGCCCUGGCCCCUUAUUUACCCAAGGAGAUCCGAAGCUCCCUGGUUCUGUCCAUGCUUCAGCAAAUGUUGGCGGAAGAUAAAGCAGAUAUGGUCCGAGAAGCUGUGGUCAAAAGUUUAGGCAUUAUAAUGGGCUACAUUGACGAUCCAGACAAAUACUCCCAGGGCUUUGAGCUGAUGCUGUUGUCUCUGGGCGACCCCUCGGAAAGGGUGGUCAGUGCCACCCACCAAGUGUUCAUUCCUGCCUUCGCUGCCUGGUGCACAGAACUGGGCAAUUUACAGUCCCAGCUCAUCCCCUCCCUCCUCACGCGCAUCGAGAAACUGCUCAAGCAGGGUGAAUAUGGUCUAGAUGAACACAAGCUACAUAUGUAUCUGUCAGCGCUUCAGUCCCUCAUCCCGUCUCUGUUUGCGGUGCUGCUUCAGAACGCCCCCUUCACCAGUCGAGCCAACCUACAGGGCGACGUGCCUCCUAUCGAGGUGACCCGAUUCCCGCGGCCAGCCUCCCCGUUGCAGGACGUGGCCACCAUCGUGGGCAGCCGAGAGCAGUUGGCAGUUCUGCUGCAGUUAUAUGAUCAUCAGCUCCAGCAUGAAGGAACUACAGGAUGGGACAGUUUGCUCUGGGUGGUCAACCAGUUUUUACCACAGCUAAUAGAGAUUGUAGGACGCAUCAACGUCACCUCAUCCACCUGUGUGCACGAGUUCUCCAGGUUCUUCUGGAGAUUGUGUCGAACAUUUGGGAAAAUCUUUACCAACACCAAGGUAAAACCUCAAUUCCAAGAAAUCCUGCGGCUAUCUGAGGAGAAUGUGGAUGCCAGCGCAGGAAACGGCAUCCUUACCAAGGCUACGGUGCCGAUCUAUGCAACCGGAGUCCUGACAUGCUACAAUCAGGAGGAGGACCGUAAACUCUUGGUGGGCUUUCUUGAGGAUGUCAUGACCACCCUAUCUCUCUCCCAUGCUCCUCUUGACAGUCUAAAGGCUUCAUUUGUAGAGCUGGGGGCAAACCCUGCGUAUCAUGAGCUUCUUCUGACGGUGCUUUGGUAUGGAGUGGUCCAUACAUCCGCACUGGUACGCUGCACCGCUGCACGCAUGUUCGAGCUGUUGGUGAAGGGGGUGAAUGAAACUCUAGUAGCUCAGAGAGUUGUUCCAGCACUUAUCACUCUCUCCAGUGAUCCUGAAAUCUCAGUGAGGAUAUCGACAAUACCUGCCUUCGGAACAAUUAUGGAAACUGUAACGCAAAAAGAGCUGCUAGAGAGAGUGAAAAUGCAGCUGGCCUCUUUUCUGGAAGACCCCCAGUACCAGGACCAGCAUUCUUUGCACAUGGAAAUUAUCAAGACAUUUGGGAGAGUAGGACCCAACGCAGAGCCGCGCUUCAGAGAUGAAUUUGUUCUUCCUCAUUUGCACAAACUGGCUCUGUGCAACAACCAGCAGACGGUGGAGAGUAAAAGAAUUGACAUUGCCACUCAACUGUUUGAGGCGUACAGCGCCUUAUCCUGCUGUUUUAUUUCUGAAGAACUUAUGGUGAAUCAUUUCCUCCCUGGACUGAGAUGUUUGAGGACAGAUAUGGAGCAGCUCUCUCCUGAGCAUGAGGUUAUUCUCAGUUCCAUGAUAAAGGAGUGUGAAAUAAAGGUGGAGAACAAAGGCAUUGGAGAGGCACAAGGAUCCAUCUCUAUUGCAGCGAGUCUGGUGGGCGAGGACGCAAAGACCAAGUUUCUAAGUAAGAUGGGCCAGCUGACCACCUCAGGUGCCAUGCUGGCUAAUGUUUUCCAGAGAAAGAAAUGAGAGCUGCUUGGGUGUUUCCAUGAUCCUCCACUUUCUGGGAUCUCCUACUUGAAGUCAAUCGUCUGCCUUUCUUUUGUUCGUCUUUGAUUUGAUAGGCUAUAUUUUUAACAUAUUUAUGUCUUAAAUUUAUUCCAGCCUCCAAAGAAAUUUGCACUCAUGUUUCAAUGUUUUCCUUUUUUUAUUUCGAUUUUAUUUCAUAGGCUUAUUUGCAUCACUACAUUUGUUUUUGGUUUUUGACAGUAUGAACUUUAUGAAAUCAGAACAAUGAUUCCUUCCUUGUCAAGUUGUCUUUUAUGUGUUGCUGUGUCUCUGGAGAAAAUUUUCUAUAAGUGUGUAAAAUUGUCCAGGGUUUUGUUUCUCUUAUUUUGGAUAUGCUCCAACAGUAAAUAACUGUAAAAUACAGUCAAUUGAGAGAACAGUACCCAAUAUCAUGUAUAUUUGAACAUUCGUGUCAUAAAAUAAAUAAAAAGCGAAGACCACUUGUGUACUUAUGUA